Messenger RNA from Dicentrarchus labrax (European seabass), 2060 nucleotides. RefSeq names its product retinaldehyde binding protein 1b (gene rlbp1b). Gene Ontology annotation, cellular component: membrane. Bases 148 to 1071 code for a protein of 307 amino acids. The record is from RefSeq and is a predicted model, not a curated record. Lineage: Eukaryota; Metazoa; Chordata; Actinopteri; Moronidae. Gene Ontology annotation, molecular function: phosphatidylinositol bisphosphate binding. The transcript has 8 exons.
GGAUGUAAUCCGGUGUGACGCCACUAAUCCCAACACUACAAAUCACAGGUCCCGUCCACCUCGCUCCACACAGACCCCUGUGACUCCCCGCCAAGCAACUUCGCAUCUGCUUCAGACAGUACGAAGCUAAUAUAAAGAGAAGGAGAUAUGGCUGUGGUUAGUGGAACUUACCGUAUGGUGUCGGAGGAGGAGCAGGCUCUCAGGGCCAAGCUGGAACGUCUAACUGUCAAGGACCAUGGGCCAGUGUUUGGACCCUGUGCGAGUCUGCCAGACCACACCAAGCAGAAGGCCAAGGACGAGCUGAAUGAGACAGAUGAGAAGCGGGUGGCAGCAGUGAAGGAGCUGCGAGGAAUUAUUAAGGAGAAGGCAGAUGGAGGCGAUGACCUGGCCAAAGGUGUGCAGGAUACGUUUGGGGAUAAACCAGACGGUAUGCUGGUCCGCUUCAUCCGCGCCAGGAAGUUCGAUGUGCCCAGAGCCUUUGAGCUUAUGAAGGGCUACGUGCGUUUCAGGAAGGAUUACCCCGAGUUAUUUGAGAAUCUGACCCCAGAGGCCGUACGCAGCACCAUCGAGGCCGGCUACCCCGGCAUCUUGCAGAGCAGAGACAAAUACGGCCGUGUGGUUCUGCUCUUCAACAUUGAGAACUGGGACUAUGAGGAGAUCACCUUUGAUGAGAUCCUUCGGGCCUACUGCGUGAUCCUGGAGAAGCUUCUGGAGAACGAGGAGACUCAGAUCAACGGGUUCUGCAUCAUUGAGAACUUCAAGGGCUUCACCAUGCAGCAGGCAUCUGGAAUCAAACCCACCGAGCUCAAGAAGAUGGUGGACAUGUUGCAGGAUUCAUUCCCUGCCCGUUUCAAAGCUGUGCACUUCAUCCACCAGCCCUGGUACUUCACCACCACCUACAAUGUGGUCAAACCACUCAUGAAGGGCAAGCUGCUAGAGAGGGUGUUUGUCCACGGAGACGAGCUGGAAAACUACUACAAGGAGUUUGACGCUGACAUCCUUCCCUCUGAGUUUGAUGGAAAAGGUUCCAAGUAUGAUGGCAAUGCCACAGCAACCAAGCUGUUCGACUAAACGUCCUCCCUCGCUUUACGCCAACCAGGCGGAGAGCCAUUAUAUAUUACAAACCCCACAGACUGUGGAGACUCAAAGCCCAAUCUAGCUGUGUGGCUGUAGGAAAAAAAAAAAAAGAAUGAAAGUCAUGAGUGUGUGAGUUAUGUUGUUUUCCAGAAAUCCUGACAAAGCACAGCAUAACAGGAGCGAGGCAGGACUGGCUUGAAAGAGGCAAUCCCUCACAAUGAACAUUUAGGCAGGAGCUGUUUUGAUGCUUCCUUGUUGGUGUGUUCAAAUAAGCUGAUCCUCAUCAUCCUUUUUAUUACACAAAUACACCAAAUUCACAAUAUUAUUUUCAAUGUUUUGUGUGUGUUAUUUACUGAUUCACAAGAAGACCUUAGAGCUUACUGAAAGUCGCCAAUAAGGAAAAGUUUUCACAACAGUACGUGCUCACAUCGGCAUCACUGUAACUGAUCAUAAAAUAACAGUGACCAAAUAUCCAGUGGUGGAUUACUUAUCUCAAGCAGAUUUCAAGGUAUUACAAGUUGAUUUUAAUGCUUAACCCAGAUGAAUGAAAGCCAGCGGCUGUCUGGGAGGCAGGAUAUAAUCUAAAAUAAUUACUGUGAAGUAUUAUUCUUUGAUCUUUCAGAUACAAUAAAGUUUCUUAAUUUCAUGAAGGAAAAAUGUAUCAGAUAAUCAUUCAAAACACCCAUGUUAAGUCAUGUUAACAGACUUUCUGUCUCCCACCUCUGUAAAGUUGUGCUUUGUUUAGAUCCUAGCUCAUCCACACAGCUUUUUUUAACACGGGCAGGUCCCCAGCUUUCUCAGUCUCCUCCCUCUGGUCCCCGUCUCUCCCUGAAGUACAAGGCUGAUAUUCCAACAAGUGCCUGUCUCUCAUGUGUUUUUUAGAUUGUUCUUCAAUAUGAAUAUUAUUAAGUUUAACCCACUGUGCUACCUGGUGCACCAAUAAGAAUGUCAAUAAAUGUACAAUAAACUGUAUAUAAAUAUAA